AUGGCGAGUUCGGCUUGGGAUAGUUAUAUUGAUACCAUCAUCAAAUACAAUGGCGCCGAUUGUGCUUGCCUUGCUAGCUUAGAUGGUAAUAUUUGGGCUUCUUCCCCCGAACUAAAGCCAACCGCAGAUGAAAUUAAGACUAUUGUUAACAAUGCUGCAAACCGUUGUCACGACUCCGUAACUAUCAAUGGUAAGAAACUCAUCACUCUUAUGGCUGGAGAUGGUGAGCUUCGUGCUGCUGGUAGUGAAUAUGCCAUUGAUUGCCGAAUACUUAAGACUAUGGUCAUUAUUACUGGCAAUUCAAAACCCAAGGAUUGUCCUGGUGUUAACCGUCUACUUGCACAAGCUGGAUGUGACAUGGCCUCUUACCUCGGCCCGUUCGAUCCUCUUUGUGCUGGAAUCGUAACAGAAGGUAAAAAAGUGGGAAAGUAUUUCUGGCGUUAA
Messenger RNA from Rodentolepis nana, 444 nucleotides. NCBI's taxonomy places the organism in Eukaryota, Metazoa, Platyhelminthes, Cestoda, Cyclophyllidea, Hymenolepididae. The record is from the annotation of a GenBank genome assembly.